UAGUGGUGCUGUGAGGAGUCUACCGAGGACUGAACUAAAAAAAAAACCCAGCAGCCUAGCACUUCCAAUGUUAGCCGAGGGUAAUAUACAUUUUAAUGCACCAUUACUCUAUAAUUACUGGCGCACGGAAUCAAAAAGGAUUAUUAUCCGUAGCAUAUCGAGUACUGAUGCAUAACUGGUCCAGCUGAGUAUAUUAGGCAUUUCCACAGUGCACCCGGAGUGAAUACCCCGUACAGCCUGUACUAAUUGAAGCCUAUAUAACUGGGGGAGAGGCAUCAAAUCAUUGAAAUGUCAACUUGAAUUGGAGGACACAAUAUAGUGACACAAUAACAAAACACGUUCAUUGACUUGGCCAUUAAGGACUCGGACUUGAAUCCAACUCGGCCCCUUUUGGACUCGGACUCGAUUGGUUAAGGACUUUGUCUCGACUUGAACUCAACAAAGCUGAUGUUUUCAAGGAAUAGAGUCACGUGAUGUAUGAGGGGAAACACAUACACUUCUCGGAGGUGGACAAUAAGCCUUUGUGCUCAUACAGCCCUAAACUCUGCAAGCAGCGCAGACUCAAUGGAUAUGCCUUCUGCAUACGUCAUGUUUUAGAGGACAAGACUGCUCCCUUUAAACAGUGUGAAUAUGUGGCCAAGUACAACAGCCAGCGAUGCACCAACCCCAUUCCUAAAGCCGAGGACCGCAGAUACUGUAACAGCCACCUGCAAGUGCUGGGCUUCAUCCCCAAGAAAGAGCGUAAGAAAAAGCAUGAUACGUUGGAUUCUGUGGCGCUGAACAUCACAGUGCCCUCUCUAGCUCUCAAAGCCUCUAAUGGUUUAGAUGGUUUGCCUCCUUCUCCACCCUGUACCCGUCUGCCCCACCUUGCCCUGUCCGACACACACCUGCUUGACCCCUUCGCCUUUUAUGAGGAGGACGGGGAUGAAGUAGAGAGCACCACACGCAAGAACUCUGUACUUAAGAGGAAACCUGCUAGUCGGCUAGUACUCAAUCAGCAAGGGCCACGCCAUGAUGCUGACCUUCCUUCACCCACGUCGGAGCAAUUGACACCAAUCACAGUGACCUGCACACUGCCCAGAUCGCCGCACCUACCAACACCAGCAGCACCACCUGCACCUCCCCCACCCACCCAGCAUGCUGGCCACGCUUCCUACAUCCAGCAGGGGGCAUCACAGGCUCUGCUAUUUAAGCCAGCACCAGCUCCGACUGGAGAAUCUCUGGUGCCUGCCACGCCCUCCCCAUCAGGCCAGCAGUACCGGAAAACCUUCCUCACUGCCCCCAGUCACCCACCUGCUGGCACGCGGGAGUGUCCACAGAGCCGCACCAUUGCUAUGCGACCCACUGCCUUCAUAGCACCUCCUGCCUGCCUGUCAAGACUACAGCAUCUUGUGCAGCUCUGUGCAAACAGACACAAAGAGCAUGGAGACCUCUUCCUUCAUCUUGGACUGGACUGGUCUGAUGAAAGUGCUGAUGAGGAUGAAGAAGCAGAAGAGAGAAUUCCUUCAUUGCCUCAGGCCUGGAGACUGCAGGAAGGGAGUCCUCACCACCAUUCCAUUGGUGAACGUGAGGAGCCUAGGCGGUCUCGUCUGGCUCAGCUCUGUACAUACCUGCAGGAGCGCUACAAGCACCUGUGUAGGCAAGAGAGAGCUGCCACUCGCCACACCAGAUACAAGUACGCCUUUAGGAAAGCUCUGCUCCAUGCAGCCAGCAAGGACCCUGACUGCACAGGAGAACUCAUCCAACAGCUCAGCAAAACAUCACACACCGUGAGCAGGCGUGCAGUACAACAGGAAGUGGAAAAAUCUGUCUGUACUGGUAGCACCAAGGGUCAACCUUGCAGCAACCCAUCUCUGCCUUUUACACGCCACUGCUUCCAACAUAUCCUGCUGAACCGCUCGCAGCAGCUCUUCUCCAGCUGCACGGCACGAUUUGCUGAUGGGCAGCAGUGCUCUGUCCCCGUCUUCGACAUCACACACCAGACACCUCUCUGUGAUGAACAUGCCAAGAAAAUGGAUAAUUUCCUGCGUGGGGAUAGCAACAGGCGGGUGCAGCAGCAGCAGAGACGACCACGUAAAAAGACCAAACCACCAGCGUUGACAAAGAAACACAAGAAAAAGAGGAGGAAAGUAGUGCGCCGUCCCCAGAAACCCAUUCCUCCUGCCCUACCACAGGGCAACCUGCCCAUGCCUCUUACAUUGGCACUGCCCACUCACCAUGCCAGUAUCAGGAGUCCCUCUACACCUGACCUCAGUGCAGAUGAACUUCCUGAUGACAUCACCACUGAUAUAGCAGACAUUCCAAAUGAUUUGGAGUUGAAUCAGGAAGACUUUUCUGAUGUGCUGCCCAGAUUGCCUGAUGAUCUGCAGGACUUUGACCUGUUUGAGGGUAAGAAUGGUGAGCUUCUUCCUACCACAGAAGAGGCAGAGGAGCUGGUUCGUGCGCUACAGGCGAUGGGUUCAUAUCCUGACACGCUGGUGUGUUUAAACUCCAUGGCCGAACUGGCCCCGGCUGAUGACCAUCGCGCUAUGAGUGUCUUCUCUGGUUCCGGGGUCACGGUGACCGCCAUGGGCGACCUACUAAACGGCCGAAUAGCAUCGGACAGCUUCCCGAGUCUGGAGCUGGAGGACAAUCUCCUUCAUCACUCAGCAGAUGAGCAUUUCCCUCCAUCCCUGUCUCCGCAGCCACCACCAGCCACUGCCUCAAUGCCUGCUGCUGGCUCGAACCGUGCACUGAAUGAGCGAACGUUCCCUCACUCGGCUCUCCUUAAACGAGAGCCUGCGCUGCCCUCCUCUCCUCCAGGCAGCCAUUACAGUAGUGACCACGUGCCGUCUCCUUACAGCGACCAUAUCUCCUCCCCACACUCUGCCUCCUACCAGACUGAGCCUCCUCUCCUGCUGGAGGUGCCUCUCAGCGGAUUACCAGGCGCUCCUCGCUCCUCCUGGAGCAACCUCGCCCUCUCCCUCACAGAACCAAUGCAGUUUGGGAACCUCUUGACACAGGACACUCAUCUCCUCUCCACCGCUCUGUCUACUCCUCCCUCCAUCACACACCCACCCUCUGCUCCCUCCUCAUCUCCUCCAAACUCCCCCCGUGACCUGCUCAGCACUAGCCAGCCCAAACUGCAGCUCCCACAAUUCAGCGCAGCCUUCGGUCAUCAGCUCGCCUCUCACAGCGGCAUCCCGAAAGACGUACAGCCCAGCCACAGUUCCACAGCGCCCCCGACGGGAUUCACGAGUGCUGGUGUCACUGCUGCAGGUGCCAACAGUGUUGCACCUACUUUCCAGCAGAGCAAGUGAAAAGAACAGACAGGCAUGUACAUGCACCCACCCCCACAUCUUAGCCUUUUCAGGGUUCUGUUGAAGCAGUUGAAGGGGAGGGGGUAUCAUGAUGUUUUCUUGUGCUGAGUUUGUGUUUCAGUUGGAGGUCUGGUUUAACCCAGCACAGCAGUCACCAUGUUACUGCCUCUCCCACGUCACCACAUCAUUUACUGACCCCUCUGUCUCUCAUUCAAGGCUUCAGUAAGCAGAAGCAGACAGCAUUGAAGUGUCUGUGCUGUU
Molecule: messenger RNA, 3560 nt
Organism: Ictalurus furcatus (blue catfish)
Lineage: Eukaryota; Metazoa; Chordata; Actinopteri; Siluriformes; Ictaluridae
Gene: ino80da
Product: INO80 complex subunit D
Exons: 12
Coding region: 474-3299 (941 amino acids)
Cellular component (GO): nucleus
Source: RefSeq, a predicted model, not a curated record